CGCUCCAGCUGUAACAAUUUAUAUAAAUGUAUUCAAAAAAAGAAAAAAGGGCAAAACCUAAGCAAAGCUUAGGCAAGGCACUGUAGAGAAUGACGUGUCGAAAACGAUUUAUUAAAAGGGCAAAAAAAAAAAAGAAAUAUAAUACCUAUUCAAUAUAGUUUUAGACUUGGAGUCUACAGCAGCAGUUAGGGCGGGAAGCCGAAAAAAUUAACAGCGAAUAACAUGCCCGAACCAAACAUGAAUUUGAGCAAGGGCGCUAAGGUGUGGGUUGAGGACAAGAACUUGGCAUGGGUUGCAGCUGAAAUUACUGAUUUAAAAGGCAAAAAAGUCCAAGUCCAAACUGCCUCCGGUAAAACGGUGUUGGCGUUGCCGGAGAAAUUGUUUCCCAGAGAUGCCGAUGAAGAGGAAGAACAUGGAGGAGUUGAUGAUAUGACGAAGUUGACUUAUUUGAAUGAGCCUGCUGUGCUUUAUAAUCUCGACAGGAGAUAUGCUUUGAAUGAUAUUUAUACAUAUACAGGAAGCAUUUUGAUAGCAGUUAAUCCAUUUACAAAGCUUCCUCAUCUUUACAAUGUGCAUAUGAUGGAGCAAUACAAGGGAGCUCCAUUUGGUCAGCUAAGCCCCCAUGUUUUUGCUGUGGCUGAUGUAUCAUAUAGAGCAAUGAUGAAUGAGGGUCAAAGCCAGUCUAUACUAGUCAGUGGAGAAAGUGGGGCUGGAAAAACUGAGACGACAAAACUAAUUAUGCAAUAUCUUACUUUUGUUGGAGGUCGUGUGGCUGGUGAUGACAGAUCUGUUGAGCAGCAAGUUCUUGAAUCAAAUCCACUAUUGGAGGCAUUUGGCAAUGCAAGGACUGUUAGAAAUGACAAUUCGAGUCGUUUUGGCAAGUUUGUUGAGAUCCAGUUUGAUGCAAAUGGUAAAAUAUCUGGUGCUGCAAUCAGAACAUACCUUCUUGAACGGUCCCGUGUUGUUCAGAUAACAGAUCCCGAGAGAAAUUAUCACUGCUUCUAUCAAUUGUGUGCAUCUGUGAAAGAUGCAGAAAAGUACAAAUUAGGCCAUCCAAGCCACUUUCAUUACUUAAAUCAAAGCAAGACAUAUGAACUUGAAGGAGUAAGCAGCGCAGAGGAAUAUAUGAAGACAAGGAGGGCAAUGGAUAUUGUUGGUAUUAGUCACGAGGAUCAGGAAUCUAUAUUUCGCACCUUGGCUGCUAUUUUACAUCUGGGAAAUGUUGAAUUUUCUCCUGGAAAAGAGCAUGAUUCUUCAGUUAUUAAAGAUCAGAAAUCUACCUUCCAUAUGCAGAUGGCUUCUGAUCUUUUUAGGUGUGAUGUGAACCUCUUGUUGGCAACAUUGUGUACUCGUACCAUUCAAACCCGUGAAGGAAGUAUUGUUAAAGCUCUUGAUUGUGCUGCUGCUGUGGCUAGUAGGGAUGCAUUGGCAAAGACAGUUUAUGCUCGGUUGUUUGAUUGGCUUGUUGAUAAGAUUAAUAUGUCUGUGGGGCAAGAUCCAAAUUCCCAUAUACAAAUUGGAGUUUUGGACAUCUAUGGAUUUGAAUGCUUUAAGUGUAAUAGUUUUGAGCAAUUUUGCAUUAAUUUUGCAAAUGAAAAGCUUCAGCAGCAUUUCAACGAGCAUGUAUUCAAGAUGGAGCAGGAUGAAUAUAGGAAAGAAGAAAUUAAUUGGAGCUACAUAGAAUUCAUAGACAACCAAGAUGUUUUGGAUUUGAUUGAGAAGAAACCAAUUGGGAUCAUUGCUCUCUUGGAUGAAGCUUGCAUGUUCCCAAAAUCAACACAUGAAACAUUUUCAACCAAGUUGUUUCAGAAUUUCCGAGGUCACUCAAGGUUGGAAAAGGCUAAAUUUUCAGAAACAGAUUUUACUGUUUCACAUUAUGCUGGCAAGGUUACUUAUCAAACAGAUACCUUUUUAGACAAAAAUCGUGAUUAUGUUGUGGUAGACCAUUGCAAUCUCUUGGCUUCUUCUAAAUGCCCAUUUGUGGCGGGUCUUUUCCCUUCUCCACCUGAGGAAUCUUCAAGAUCAUCAUACAAAUUCUCCUCGGUGGCCACAAGAUUUAAGCAACAACUUCAAGCACUCAUGGAAACACUCAACUCAACAGAGCCUCAUUAUAUACGCUGUGUGAAACCAAACUCACUGAACCGACCUCACAAAUUUGAGAACCUCAGUAUCCUUCAUCAACUACGCUGUGGGGGUGUUUUGGAGGCUGUUCGAAUAAGUCUAGCUGGCUAUCCAACUCGAAGGACUUAUUCAGAAUUUGUGGAUCGCUUUGGCUUGUUAGCUCCAGAAUUUAUGGAUGCAAGUUAUGAUGAGAAGGCAUUGACAGAGAAAAUUCUGCGAAAGUUAAACCUUGAAAAUUUUCAGUUGGGUAGGACAAAAGUGUUUCUUAGGGCUGGUCAGAUUGGUGUAUUAGAUUCGCGUCGGGCUGAGGUUUUGGAUACUGCUGCAAAGCGUAUUCAGCGGCGAUUGCGGACAUUUAUCGCACACAGGAAGUUUAUCUCAGCCAGGGUUGCUGCAGUUGCAGUCCAAGCAUAUUGCAGAGGAUGCUUUGCUCGAAAGAUGUUUGCUGCAAGGAGAGAGGCAGCAGCUGCUGUUUGCUUACAGAAAUACGUCCGCAGUUGGCUGUUCAGGCAUGCUUACCUGAAGCUAAUUUCAGCAACUGUUAUUAUACAGUCUAACAUCCGUGGCUUUUCAACUCGUCAAAAGUUUUUGCAUGGAAAGAAGCAUAGAGCUGCUGCUGUAAUCCAGGCUCAUUGGAGAUUGUACCGAUUCCACUCUGCUUUCCAUCAUUAUAAAAAAUCUAUCAUAGCAAUGCAAUGUCAUUGGAGGCAAAAACUUGCAAAGAGAGAGCUCCGGAGGCUUAAACAAGAGGCUAAUGAAGCAGGUGCCUUACGGUUAGCUAAGAGCAAGCUUGAGAAGCAGUUAGAAGAUCUCACCUGGCGGCUGAAUCUAGAAAAAAGAAUGCGGGUUUCCGCUGAAGAUGCCAAGUCAGUUGAAAUUUCCAAACUUCAGAAAGCAUUGGAAUCUUUGAAUCUUGAAUUAGAUGCAGCUAAGCUGGCAACAAUUAGUGAGUGCAAUAAGAAUGCAAUGCUGCAAAAUCAAUUGGAAUUAUCAAUAAAAGAGAAAUCCGCAUUGGAAAAGGAAUUUACGGCGAUGGCUGAAAUGAGAAAAGAAAAUGCAUUACUAAAGAGUUCUUUGGAUGCUUUGGAAAAGAAGAACUCUACUCUGGAGCUUGAGCUCAAGAAGGCUCUAAAAGACACCAAUGAUACCAUUGAAAAGUUGCGGGAAUUAGAGCAAAAGAAUAUUGAGCUCCAGAAUAACAUGCAAAGUCUGGAGGAGAAGCUCUCACAUCUAGAAGAUGAAAAUCAUGUUCUGCGACAAAAAGCAUUGACCCCAUCCCCAAAAAGCAACCGUGCUAACUUUUUAAAGUCAUUUUCAGAUAAAUAUGGCACACAUAAUCUUCAUCAGACUGACCGGAAGCCUGUAUAUGAAUCUCCCACACCUUCAAAACUUAUUGUACCUUUCUCACAUGGCAUGUCGGAGUCGCGACGGCCAAAACUAACAGCAGAGAGACAACAGGAAAAUUAUGAUUUUCUUUCAAGAUGUAUCAAAGAAAAUUUGGGGUUUCACAAUGGUAAACCACUGGCUGCUUGUAUCAUAUGCAAAUGUCUUCAUCAUUGGCGUUGCUUUGAGUCUGAGCGAACAGCUAUCUUUGACUACAUAAUAGAAGGAAUCAAUGAUGUUCUGAAGGUACUUGCAGUCAUCUUCACAAGCUUUCAUGAGAUUGAAGGGCCAUCAGAUGUUGAAGACGAAAAUGUUACCUUGCCCUAUUGGCUGUCCAACUCCUCGGCACUUUUAUGUCUGCUGCAGAAAAAUUUACGAUCAAAUGGCUUUUUGUCUGCUACUACUCAACGUUCUGGAGGAAAUACUGGUUUACCUGGGAGGCUUGCCUAUGGUCUAAAAUCUCCUUUCAAGUACCUUGGGUUCGAGGAUGGUAUGUCACAUAUAGAUGCAAGAUAUCCAGUAAUAUUAUUCAAACAACAACUGACAGCCUGUGUUGAAAAGAUUUUUGGCUUGAUUCGUGACAAUAUCAAGAAAGAGUUAUCUCCGCUUUUGGGGUUGUGCAUUCAGGUGCCAAAGAAUGCCCGAGUGCUUGCUGGAAAAUCAAGAUCUCCUGGAGGGCUUCCCCAACAGUCACCUAGUAGUCAAUGGGAUAGCAUCAUCAAAUUCUUGGAUUCCCUUAUGGGUCGUUUACGUGAAAAUCAUGUACCCUCUUUCUUCAUCCGUAAGCUGAUCACCCAGGUUUUCUCCUUCGUCAAUAUGUCACUUUUCAACAGUCUUUUACUACGAAGAGAAUGUUGCUCAUUUUCAAAUGGGGAAUACGUUAAAUCUGGUCUAGCAGAACUAGAGAAAUGGAUAGUCAAUGCAAAGGAGGAGUUUGCAGGAACCUCUUGGCAUGAGCUAAAUUAUAUUAGACAAGCUGUUGGUUUUCUGGUAAUACAUCAGAAGAGAAAAAAGUCUCUGGAUGAGAUCAACCAUGAUUUGUGUCCGGCACUGACUAUAAGGCAAAUCUAUCGAAUAAGUACCAUGUACUGGGAUGACAAAUAUGGCACACAGAGUGUGUCAAAUGAGGUUGUUGCUGAAAUGAGGGAGAUGUUAAACAAGGACAACCAGUAUUUGGCCUCAAAUUCAUUCUUGCUGGAUGAUGAUCUGAGCAUUCCAUUCUCAACUGAAGAUUUAGAUAUUGCAAUACCUGCAAUAGAUCCUUCAGACGUUGAAAUCCCUGCAUCAUUAUCGGAAUAUUCAUGUGCACAAUUUCUUAUCCAGCAUCAAAAAAAGUAAGGCAACUAUUUGAACUCUUAGCAUAGCUGGUGCGAAGGUUAAUGCAUAAGGUUGAAAAAGGUGUCCGAGUACUCUUUUGAGGACACAGGUUGGUGAUCAAAGAUAGGAUUUAAGCAGCAAGAUUCUAGAACUUUUCAAAUUCAUGAUGGUGUCCGCAUUAGGUAGCCUUAGGACUAGGUGGUACUACAUUGUUUAGGGAUAGACAUUAAUUUGCUUUAUUGAGAAGAAAUUUCUUGUUGCUAACAUCUGAUUUCUAUUGACAGAGUAUUGGACGCUAAGUUUUAGUAAUCAGGAUAACCUCAAUUACAAAAGAAGGAAUUUCUUUUUUCUUCUUUUUUCUUGUGAAGCUUGUCCUCUCCUCUCCUGGUCCAUUUUUGUUUUAUCUGUAGAAAUGCUUUCUUAUUGUAUUCUUCUGCUGAAUAAAGAAAUUUUUAGUGUAUGUACAUAGAACAGGUAUUACCUUUGGGUAUCAAUUUGAGACAUUUUCUCCGUUUACUUUGAAUCACUUAGAUUCUCUUCGGCAUCAAUAAUAUGUAAACAGAAACAUUAGACUUGCUAUGAACGAGUCACUAUCUGGUAUUAUUAAAAUGAAAUUAGCACUUAGCAGAUCAUGGACCUGCAUUAGGCAGAAA
Molecule: messenger RNA, 5474 nt
Organism: Durio zibethinus
Lineage: Eukaryota; Viridiplantae; Streptophyta; Magnoliopsida; Malvales; Malvaceae
Product: myosin-15-like
Biological process (GO): actin filament organization
Cellular component (GO): membrane; myosin complex; cytoplasm
Molecular function (GO): actin filament binding; microfilament motor activity; ATP binding
Source: RefSeq, a predicted model, not a curated record